Messenger RNA from Anolis carolinensis (green anole), 633 nucleotides. Its product is annotated as neurophysin 1. Gene Ontology annotation, molecular function: neurohypophyseal hormone activity. Gene Ontology annotation, cellular component: secretory granule; extracellular region. The record is from RefSeq and is a predicted model, not a curated record. The coding region runs from base 50 to 427 and encodes 125 amino acids. NCBI's taxonomy places the organism in Eukaryota, Metazoa, Chordata, Lepidosauria, Squamata, Anolidae. The transcript has 3 exons.
AACACCUGAAGAGGUUCUCCAACCCAACAUCCCCCAAAAGGAGCCAUCGAUGAAGAUCGGGACCAUGUCGCAAAGCACCAGAGCCUUCUGCUUGUUCUGGAUCCUGGCUUUCUCUUCCGCUUGCUACAUCCAGAACUGCCCCAUCGGAGGGAAGCGCUCCAUCCUGGAUAUGGACGUCCGAAAGUGCCUCUCUUGUGGUCCUAGAAACCGGGGCCACUGCUUUGGGCCCAACAUCUGCUGUGGGGAAGAGCUGGGCUGCUACUUCGGCACGGCCGAAACGCUGCGUUGCCAAGAAGAGAACUUCCUCCCGACGCCCUGCGAGUCUGGCAGGAAGCCCUGCGGCAACGGCGGAGGGACCUGCGCGUCCUCUGGCAUCUGCUGCAACAAUGAGGGUUGUAUGAUAGAUUCUGGGUGCGAUCAAGAAUGAGACGAUUCGAAGCAUGAGACAACAUGCAAAAAACCCUUUUAGAUUAUGAACUUGCAGACAACUCUGCCGAAGGGAUGUUACUUUCCACUGCAAAACAAAACGUGUGUUGGGAGAAGUGGCAAAGACCUUUGUCUGAAGUACAACUUGUAUCACAAACCUCUGUAAUCUGUGUUGUUCCAGCUUUUCAAUAAAGUUAUUUAAAGGUC